AUGUGGGGAUUUUCACUCGUUGUUUACCAUAGACUGUUCCAACAAUACACAAGGACAACUGUACAAACACUAUACUUUAAUUCCAUUAGAUUGUCGGAUUUCCAGAGAUUUCCGAGCAGAUUCUACUGGGUUUUGACCACGAACUCGAGGGCCGCGUUCGCCCGCGAGGCAACCUGGGGCGCUGGUCUGAAACACCCACAACUAGCCAGAGUACUAGGUUUGAGUCUACUCGAGCCCCCGUGCGCAGCGCUAGACCGCGGCGAUGCCGUUCACCUGCCUACGAUAUUGAGACUGGACAGGAAGUUGAAUUAUUCGAGUUUGAUUCACAUAUGUUGCCAAAUCGCCGCCGGUAUGAAAUAUCUGGAGUCGUUCGAGUUGGUCCACAGGGACUUGGCGGCUCGAAACGUAACAGUGACUGAAGACUUGAACGUGAAGGUAGCCGAUUACGCUAUGUUCUGUGAAGAAUUCAUAGGUGACUACCAUGUGAUGGCCGACGGAUCUCGCUUACCACUCCGCUGGAUGUCUUGGGAGAGCCUUCUGAUGGGCAUGUAUUCCCCGGCGAGUGAUGUGUGGUCCUUUGGUGUAACAGUAUGGGAAGUUCUAACUUACUGUCUAGUUAAACCAUUUGAAGAAAUGAACGAUGAUCAGUGGCGUUGCGGUGGUCGUAAUGCGUGCGUACCUGCCGCCCCGCCACCGCGCUGCCGACGCGAGUUAUACGACCUCAUGCAUGAGUGCUGGCGCCGGGAGCCCGCUCAGAGACCUCGAUUCCACGACCUGCACCGUUACCUAGACCGCAUGACUCACGGGUACAAACCCCCUAACAAUCGCUAA
Messenger RNA from Diatraea saccharalis (sugarcane borer), 831 nucleotides. Lineage: Eukaryota; Metazoa; Arthropoda; Insecta; Lepidoptera; Crambidae. The record is from the annotation of a GenBank genome assembly.